AUGCUCCUCUACAUUGUUUUGUUGUGCACAGCAUGGCUUACGUGGAAACUCGUCCGCCACGCUUCUGCGCCAAAGUCCCAAAUCAAUAAUCUUCCUGGUCCCGCUUCGCCGUCAUGGGCCACAGGUCAUCUUCUGAAAUUGUACGACAGGCAGGGAUGGGAUUUCCAUCGCGAGCUCCUGAAUUACGGCCCUGUCUUCAAGCUGCAGGGCAUAUUUGGCCGACCAAUAUUGUGUGUGUACGACUCUGUGGUCAUGCAUCACAUCGCCGUCAAGAACCAGCACGUCUUCGAGGAGAUACGGUGGCUGACAGCCAUGUCCACUGAUAUCUUCGGUCCCGGGCUUGUAGCUAGUGUUGGGGAGGAGCACCGCAAGCAAAAAAGGCUUAUGAACCAUAUAUUCUCCGUCAAUAACCUCCAACAGGUCACACCGGUGUUGCACGAGGUUGCCCAACGACUCACCCACGGCAUCCAUGCGCUAGUCAAGGAUGGUACUACCGAGGUGGACGUGGGCCGCUACAUGGGCCGCGUGGCUCUGGAGCUGAUCGGUCAGGCUGUCAUCGGCCACUCGUGCGAUCCGCUCACGGAAUCUCAUUCACAUCCGUACACGGAAGCAUUAAAGGACCUUGUUCCCGCGCUCCAGGCCUUAAGAAGCUACUAUCAAGCUUACCUCCCUCUGCGGUCGUUCAUUCCCCCGCUGGUCCGGCGUCCGCUCAUGAACGUACUUCCCUCUCGGCGUGUCAAAAACCUGUUACGGACCGUCGACGCCUUGCAAGCCAAUGCAGUCAAGAUCUACACGGAAAAGAAGGGCAACACGGAGUUGGCCGACCAGCUUGGCGAGGGCGAGGUAACUCCCGGAAGGGCCAAGGACUUGGUCUCUGUUUUACUGCGCGCAAACGCCAGAGCAUCUAACGGAAACAUGCUGUCCGAAGAGGAGAUGAUUGCUCAACUGUCGACCCUCGUCUUUGCCGCUACGGACACGACGUCGAACGCGCUCGCGCGUGUCAUUGACUGCAUUGUCCAGAGGCCUGAUGUACAGAUCAAGUUACGUGAAGAGAUCACGGCAGCCAAACGCGUGCACAGCGGUGGUGACCUCUCGUACGAGGAGCUUCUGGCGCUCCCCUACCUCGACGCGGUGUACAGAGAGACGCUUCGCGUCCAUCCGCCCGUACCCCUCAUAUUCCGCGAGGCCCGCGCAGACAGCACCCUCCCGCUCUCUAAACCCGUGCGCGGCACCGACGGCACGCUCAUGUACUCCAUCUUCGUCCCCGAGGGCACACUCGUGUUCUUCCCCAUCCACGCCGCGAACACCAACCCAGCACUCUGGGGCCCGGACGGCGGGGAAUGGCGGCCGGAGCGCUGGCUCGCGCCGUUGCCCGACGCGCUCACGGAGGCGAAGAUGCCUGGGGCGUACUCCCAUAUCAUGACCUUCUGGGGCGGCGGACGCGCAUGCAUGGGAUUCAAGUUUGCAGAGCUCGAGAUGAAAAUGGUGCUUAUCGAACUUCUGAGCGCAUUCAGGUUCGAGGACGCGGGGAAAUCCGUGGUGUGGAACGUAGGCGAAGUAGUCUAUCCCACCGUAGGGCAAGACUCCACCGUAUCCGCGUUCCCGAUGAAGGUGACCGCGCUUUGA
This is a messenger RNA of Trametes versicolor FP-101664 SS1, 1626 nucleotides long. Its product is annotated as cytochrome P450. The coding region runs from base 1 to 1626 and encodes 541 amino acids. The transcript has 14 exons. Gene Ontology annotation, molecular function: iron ion binding; heme binding; oxidoreductase activity, acting on paired donors, with incorporation or reduction of molecular oxygen. The record is from RefSeq and is a predicted model, not a curated record. Lineage: Eukaryota; Fungi; Basidiomycota; Agaricomycetes; Polyporales; Polyporaceae.